This is a messenger RNA of Micropterus salmoides (largemouth bass), 1014 nucleotides long. Its product is annotated as histone-arginine methyltransferase CARM1-like. Gene Ontology annotation, molecular function: protein-arginine N-methyltransferase activity. Gene Ontology annotation, biological process: peptidyl-arginine methylation. Lineage: Eukaryota; Metazoa; Chordata; Actinopteri; Centrarchiformes; Centrarchidae. The record is from RefSeq and is a predicted model, not a curated record. The coding region runs from base 40 to 1014 and encodes 324 amino acids. The transcript has 8 exons.
ACUGUUCUUACUUCCCAAAGAGCAGCUUCAGAAUGAAGAAUGGAGGAGAGGAGUGAGGAAUCAUUGACGUUCUCUGUCAGGGUCUUUGCUCUGCAGGAGGAGGUGAGGGCCGAGGAGGAGAACAUGGAGACACGUGAGGAGGAGGUGCAGGUCCAGGAAGGGAUGAACAGGGAGGAGCAGGUCAGUGUUUGCAGACAGAGAGCAGAGCAGGAGCUCACACUGCUCCUCACCACAGGACUGGAGACUCAGCUGCUCACUGUGCAGGAUGCCAACAGAGCAUCAGUCUUCCAGUUUACUGUUUCCAAGGAGAUGGACUGCUGCCAGGUCGGACGGCAGUCCUUCCUGGUCUCCUUUGGCAAGUUGAGUUUUCUGCUGCAGUUCAGAACUCCUGCUGAUCUGAAGAACUUCCAGCAGUUACUGAAGAGAGGGGAUGAUGAAGAGACUAAGAAAGGUUGCACAGAAAGAGAUGAGAGGGAAAACAGAGAUUCAGAGAGAGGCAAAACACCUUCUAGGAGACAUCCCCCUAUGUUUGAAUCAAGAACUGAAAAUGCCCCUACCCUGGGUACCUACCAGUUCCACAGCUGUCUGUCCCAGCAGCAGUCUCUGCUUCAAGACUACCUGAGGAUCACCACCUACCAGAGAGCCAUUUUAAACAAUGAGACCGACUUCAGAGACAAGGUGGUUCUGGAUAUAUGUUGUGGUUCUGGUAUUCUGUCCUUCUUUGCAGUCCAGGCAGGAGCCACCAGAGUGUAUGCUGUUGAGGCCAGCCCCAUGGCCAAGUUUACACAGAUCCUGGUCCAGAGUAAUUGUCUGUCUGAGCGGAUCAGGGUCCUAGAAGGGGAGGUGGAGGAGGUCAGCUGUCCUGAUAUGGUGGAUGUCAUUGUCUCUGAGCCAAUGGGAUACAUGCUGCUCAGUGACGGACUCAUGGAGAGAUUCUUGCAUGCCAGGAAAUGGCUCAAGCCCAACGGUCUGAUGUUUCCCUCCUAUGGUGAUAUUCAUGGCUCCCUUCAGUGA